AUGGACAUGGACAUGCUCAUGACAGACGCCGGCGCCCCAGCCACAGUGGGGCUCUACGCACUUCCGACGGAGAUACUUAUUCAGAUCCUGGCAACUUUCCCUACACGUUCACUACUGCCGCUCGCCGCAAUCUCUCGACGUUUCUAUGACCUUGUGCUGAGCAUCGUCUAUCAUCGUCUAGUCUUGGCUGCAUCGUUGCGAGGCCAUUCACUCGUGCUAGAAUGCUACCAUCCGGCAAAAAAGCUUGAGGAGCCCUCACUUCCAUGUGAUUAUCUCGACAGCAAUGGCUUCAAUGUCAAGGCAGGUCAAGAAAGCCAUGUCUACUACGGCAAGGCAGAUGCUGGUCGAUUGGCCAAGCUCACGGGGCUGUAUUCGCGAUUCCGUCCAAAACAGCCUGAAAUAGAGCGAACACGCGCUCGGCAUCCGGCUGUUGAUGUCCCCGGCCAUCCAGGCACCAGCACGGCCUUCCCUCCCUUGGUGAUUCGUCAACCGUCGGGUAAAGGAGAGCUCGUUUCGCAAACCGUCAGCCUCGAUGCCGAUGAAUAUUUUACGCAACUCUGCACCAAGACGCUGCUUGUCAAGGCCGGUCAGCCUUCUAGUAUUUUUCUCAACUUUGUGGAGGUCACAGACAGCGUAGUCCGGUUGCGACGAGAUUGGCUUGCCAAACAGGCAGCCUUGACUGCCGAAGAAGAGAAACGAAAAUCCCGCAAAAAGGCCGAUGAGCGCAUCCUAUGGAUUGAUAGAAAGAAGCACGUUGGUAUUAGACUUAAGGUACAGGAAAGUACGGAGCGCUCUCAACCCCUAUUGGGCCAUCAGGAUGAAGAGAUACCUGUCACAUACACCAUUGAGUUUGAAGAACUCCUUGUGCGGACUGCGCACUUGUCGGUCAUGCUCGAGCAAGCUCUUGUGCGCCAGGAGAAUCCGUCUCAAAAAGCAAUCGUGUUUGGAUUUUUCCACUGA
Messenger RNA from Xylona heveae TC161, 960 nucleotides. RefSeq lists its product as hypothetical. The record is from RefSeq and is a predicted model, not a curated record. Lineage: Eukaryota; Fungi; Ascomycota; Xylonomycetes; Xylonales; Xylonaceae. The coding region runs from base 1 to 960 and encodes 319 amino acids. Gene Ontology annotation, molecular function: protein binding. The transcript is spliced from 3 exons.